CCCAUCUCACCUCUACCACCCCCCUCUGCAUCUCCCAAUUCCAUCUCCAGCCAUGGCGACGUGUCCACGAUGCGCUCUCCGCGCCAUACGCAUCCCCAAGAAAACCCGCCCCACGCCCACCCGUACCUUCCACACCUCCCCAACCCACCACCGCCUCGGAGCCUUCACCUACGCCCAAGAAUGGCAAACAGGAAGCUACCACUACAACAAAGCGCUGACCAAAACCCUCCCCACGGCCUCGCAACGCACCGACGACCUGCUCCAAAACUACGCCACGCAAUUCGCGCGCAGCUCGCACGCCGACCCGUCCAGCCCGCUGUCGAAGCAAAUCCAGCGCAACAGCGUGGUAGCCCAGCGGAGGCGGCCGGAGCGGUACUUCAUUAGCAAAAGCACGGCGAAGGACUUUGGGGAUCGCGUGGAGGUUACGGCUUUUGUUUAUGAUCAGGUUGCUGCGGAGGAGCAGGCGCGGGCGGCGGCGAGGAAGAAGAGGGAGGAGGCUAGGGGGGCGCAGCGGAAGCGUGGGCCUGCGAGGAGGGGCGGCAGGGCUGCUGGUGGUGCUGCUGCUGGAGGGAGGGGUGGAAGGACAAGUGGAGGGCCGAUGAGGACUGGUGGACCGAUGAGGACUGGUGGACCGAUGAGGACUGGUGGACCAAUGAGGACCAACGCAGCGCCGAUGAGGAGUGGUGGCGCGGGUGCGAGAAGACCAGGGGGUGUAGGGGGAGGUGCGCCGCGUCAAACAGGAGGUGUGACGUUCAAGACGCUGGAUCUCGGAAGGUCGAGGGCGGGAGGCGCUGGUGCUGGUGCUGGUGCGGGUUCACGGCCGUCUGCACCCACGAGCUCGUCACGAUAGACGUUGUGGAGGGAAGCGGUAUUUUCCCACGCAAUGAACAUUUCGCCAGACAAAGCGACAGCAUAGCAUCAUCUAGACUCCAACAGAAGAGUCCAAACACUGCUUGUCACCCAUCACAAUGCAAUUCGGAACAGGAACACAAGUCAUUGCAUAAAUCUAG
Molecule: messenger RNA, 1010 nt
Organism: Neohortaea acidophila
Lineage: Eukaryota; Fungi; Ascomycota; Dothideomycetes; Mycosphaerellales; Teratosphaeriaceae
Exons: 1
Coding region: 53-850 (265 amino acids)
Source: RefSeq, a predicted model, not a curated record